UAAUUCAUUUCCAAAGAUUUUUAAAAAGGGAUCCUUUUCUCUUGUGGAUACUUCAAAUCCAAGUUUUGGUGACACUCCAAAAUAAUCUUUAUGACCGUUUCAGUAUAGAAAGGCGUUUCGUCUUUUUCUUCUUGUUCUCUGAAAAGCAAAAAUAAGAAACUUUGAAGUUUUUGUCUGGAGAAAAACAAGUGUUUUUUUCAGAUUAUCCUCUGUGUAGCCAUGGCAGCUCGUAGAAUCUCUUCACUACUUACUCGUUCACUCUCUGUUUCUUCUUCAUCUGUUUCUACUUCUUUGUUUUCAUCUCUAGGGAAAAACAGUGGCAGAAAUGGAAUUGGGAAAAGAUUCAGCACAGCUGCAGCUCUUGAGGAUCUGAUUGUUCCACCGGUUCAAAUAGCUUACACUCAGAAUUUAAUUGAUGGGAAAUUUGUAGAUGCCGCAUCUGGGAAAACAUUUCCAACUUAUGACCCUCGUACAGGGGAUGUGAUUGCCAAUGUUGCUGAAGGUGAUGCCGAGGAUAUUGACCGAGCGGUUGCCGCCGCUCGCAAGGCAUUCGAUGAGGGACCGUGGCCGAAAAUGACUCCCUAUGAACGGUCACGGAUAAUGUUGCGGUUUGCUGAUUUGGUCGAGAAACAUAGCGAGGAACUUGCAGCACUAGAGACAUGGAACAACGGAAAGCCACACGAGCAGUCUGCGAAAUCUGAAUUGCCGAUGUUCAUACGUCUUUUUCACUACUAUGCUGGUUGGGCGGAUAAGAUCCAUGGGUUAACGGUUCCGGCUGAUGGACCUCAUCAUGUUCAGACAUUGCACGAGCCGAUAGGUGUUGCAGGACAGAUAAUUCCAUGGAACUUUCCUCUUAUUAUGUUUGCUUGGAAGGUUGGGCCUGCAUUGGCUUGUGGAAAUACCAUUGUUUUGAAGACUGCUGAGCAAACUCCUUUGACUGCUCUCUAUGUGGCUAAGCUGUUCCAUGAGGCUGGUCUCCCUCCAGGUGUUCUGAAUGUAGUUUCAGGCUAUGGUCCGACAGCCGGUGCUGCUCUUGCCAGCCACAUGGAUGUUGACAAGGUAGCAUUCACAGGAUCAACCGAUACCGGUAAGAUUGUACUUGAAUUAGCCGCAAAAAGCAAUCUUAAGCCGGUGACGUUAGAGCUUGGAGGGAAAUCGCCUUUCAUAAUAUGCGAAGAUGCUGAUGUCGAUAAAGCCGUGGAGCUUGCUCAUUUUGCUUUGUUCUUUAAUCAGGGGCAAUGUUGCUGUGCCGGGUCUCGCACUUUUGUUCACGAACGUGUUUACGAUGAAUUCCUAGAGAAAGCAAAGGCACGUGCAUUGAGGCGUGUUGUUGGUGAUCCUUUCAGGAAGGGUGUCGAACAAGGUCCUCAGAUUGACACAGAGCAGUUUGAGAAAGUUUUAAGAUACAUAAGAGCAGGCAUCGAAAGCAACGCAACCCUUGAAUGCGGAGGUGACAGACUUGGAACGAAAGGAUACUUUGUCCAACCAACCGUUUUCUCAAACGUUAUGGAUGAUAUGCUGAUAGCAAAAGACGAAAUCUUCGGUCCAGUACAAUCUAUCCUAAAGUUCAAGGAUAUUGAUGAAGUAAUUCGAAGGGCGAACAACACCCGUUACGGUUUAGCAGCUGGAGUUUUCACCAAGAGUGUAGAGACAGCGAAUACCUUGACUCGUGCGUUAAGGGCCGGGACAGUUUGGGUUAACUGUUUUGAUGUGUUUGAUGCUGCAAUUCCAUUUGGUGGGUACAAAAUGAGUGGCAUUGGUAGGGAAAAGGGGAUCUACAGUCUUCAUAAUUAUUUGCAGGUAAAGGCAGUUGUUACUCCUUUGAAGAAUCCAGCAUGGUUGUAAUUUUUAUGUUUUUCAGAUCGUCUCAACCUUUGAUCCUUCCUUAUGUUUUGUUUUUUUUAAUAAAAAACAACCUUUAAAGUUACAGAAAACACUGUUUGUAAUUAUUGGAAUGGAAGUGAUAUAUUUCUCUUUGGUUGCUGAAA
Gossypium raimondii (Peruvian cotton) is the source of this 1988-nucleotide messenger RNA. Its product is annotated as aldehyde dehydrogenase family 2 member B4, mitochondrial. The transcript is spliced from 11 exons. Gene Ontology annotation, molecular function: aldehyde dehydrogenase (NAD+) activity. The coding region runs from base 220 to 1845 and encodes 541 amino acids. The record is from RefSeq and is a predicted model, not a curated record. Lineage: Eukaryota; Viridiplantae; Streptophyta; Magnoliopsida; Malvales; Malvaceae.